Molecule: messenger RNA, 534 nt
Organism: Fusarium redolens
Lineage: Eukaryota; Fungi; Ascomycota; Sordariomycetes; Hypocreales; Nectriaceae
Exons: 2
Coding region: 91-525 (144 amino acids)
Source: RefSeq, a predicted model, not a curated record
GAGGAUUUCCUUCUACAGUUCACAAGAUCGACAGUACUUAAAAAUUCUCACAAAAGUUUCCAUACUUUUACAACACCAUCCCCAGCCAAAAUGUCUUUGGUCUUCUGUUGUGAUGCCGUUGAGCCUUAUCGCCCUCAAUAUCUCUCACACCAAGCCAAGUUCAACAAAUUCAUGUCAUGGGCCUCGUUUCCUAGAUUAUCCACCCCGGAGAAUGGCGACGGAGCUAGUCAUGAUCUUAUUCAACUCAGCCCGUCGUAUGCAGUCCAGCUUGUUCAACAGGUUAACUACGGUCCUCUUGAAUCCAAGAGAUACUUUAUCCCAACCGAUGGUACGGAGAGUGACUUCGUCGAGGUCAUUGAGAAUGACCUGAUCCAAGCCAACUUCCAAAAGGUAAACACGUACAAGAACUACAAGUGCCAAGACCAUAACAAGUUCUUCGAGGUCAACAUCUACCAGAAGGAUCCGAUUAACAAGCACCACUGGCGGGUCAACAUUGCCCGUCCAGCAGAUUCUAUUGAUCUUUGAGAAAUGCAG